AAAAAAAAAAAACAGGAAAGACUCUUGUAUUUAUUACCUAUCGAAGGUACCUCACUCUAGAAGUUUAAACUUUCCCCUGUUCUUCUCUUGUCCUCUUCCACUACUCCCCCCAUCAACUAUAUCCCCCUCUAUUCAGACUUGCCCUGGACCACUGAUCGACACGGGCCGUUUAAUUUUUUUGCUGUCUCUGUCUUUGACAUCCGAGACUUUUUUUGGUGACGCUUCGGGUCGUCGCUCAACCAGUCUAAUUAACUGGAACCUCGGUCUACUGAUUUAUCGACUGACUAGAGCGUGACUCUAUCUAUCGUCGUAUCGGUUUCUGAUUGAACAGGUUUUCCUUGUUGUUAUACUUAAAAAGUCAAACUCCGCGCCAACUCCGAUAUCGUGGAGAACAAGAACCUUUACGCCUAGCGUCCACCAACCCCCGGUUUCGCUUUAUCAAAGAGUUUGUUCUCUUGAUACUCUCCUCCUCAGAAAAACUCAUUCUCGGUAUAUACGAUACGACUGGCGCAGUCUGUUCAGUCAGAGCAGCCUAGUUUCUAGGUUUAGAGGCUCACAUCUCAUCACUUUACCCGAUUCUCAUUACCCGGUUUCGUCAUUUUGAACAAAAUCUUUCCGAAUACCGAUCACACCUUACGGCAACUCCAAGCAAGGUGGGCGCGCUCAGAAACCCCCCUUCAAAGCAAAACCAAGACUUUGUCUCACGAUGGGUCUUCUAGCCUUGGGAACAGCCCUCGAUUGGCCUGAUGCCAAGAAGCGCGCCCCUCAAGUCAGAGAAUGGGGUAUCAAGCAACUUCUGGAGAUAUGGAACAAGGCCAAGGGAAAGGAGCGCGAUGCUCUCCUCUGGGGCGACGAGGUCGAGUAUCUUGUGGUAGUUUACUCAGAGGACAACCAGCGAGUGCUGUUAUCUCUUCGUCAAGCAGAGAUUCUUGAGGCACUGGCUACCGACAAGGAACUGGAAAAGCAAGGUGGUUGUGUCCCAGAUCUUCAAGAUGUGGAUACAGCUGACGCGAAGAAAAAAGAGAGGACGAUCCCCGUCUUUCACCCUGAGUUUGGACGCUUCAUGCUGGAAGCGACCCCAGGUAAGCCUUGGGGUAUCGGCUUCAAGGAGCUCCUCGACGUGGAACCAGACAUGAAGUUGCGGAGAAAGAUCGCCAAAGAGCACAUGCUUUCAACUGAAUAUCCCAUCACACUCACAACAUACCCUCAAAUCGGCGUUCCCGGACAAUUCACCGAUCCCUACUUUCCGCCCUCAGGACCGCGCCUUCGCUCUCAGUUUGUCCCGGAUGAGAUCGCCAACCCCCAUAUCAGAUUCCCAACUCUAGCCGCAAACAUACGAUCUCGACGGGGCCGCAAGGUUCAGGUCAAUGUUCCUAUCUAUCACGACAAGAACACACCAAGACCCUGGAAGGAUCCUACCGUGGACUUUGACAAGCAUGACUGGCCCGAAGACGAUGACGUACGAAAUGGAGCUGCCCCUGACGACUUCAUCCAUAUGGAUGCCAUGGCUUUCGGAAUGGGUAGUUGUUGUCUCCAGAUCACUUUCCAGGCCAAGAACAUCACCGAAGGAAGAAUGCUCUAUGAUCAGCUGAGCCCGCUUGGCCCUAUCAUGCUGGCAUUGACUGCUGCUACACCUGUGUAUAAGGGGUUCCUUGCCAACACCGACGUGCGGUGGAAUCAGAUCAGCCGCUCCGUGGACUGCAGAACCCCCGAGGAGUUGGGAGAAAAGGUAAGUGCACUCUCAUGCUCUACAAGUCGAUCAGCACUUCUCACAAUGGAACAGCCCCUCACAGAAGGUGUUCGAAGGAUACCAAAGUCACGAUACGCCUCCAACUCAACAUAUAUUGCCAUAGACCUUCGGUUAAGGAACGAGUACCUCGACCCUGACCUGGUCUACGACUCUGACAUCAAGCGGCAACUUCUCGAAGGGGGCAUGGAUGAUCGAUUGGCCACUCACUUCGCUCACCUUUUCAUCCGAGACCCCAUUGUUGUCUUUGAAGAGGAUCUCCAGGAGUUGGACCUCAGCAAGACUGACCACUUUGAGAACAUUCAGUCAACUAACUGGCAGCACAUGCGUUUCAAGCCCCCGCCUGCUGACAAUAGCAUCGGCUGGCGAGUCGAGUUCCGCUCCAUGGAGAUUCAGAUCACGGAUUUCGAGAACGCGGCUUUCUCUGUCUUUAUGGUCUUGGUCACACGUGCAAUCCUGUCAUUUGACCUCAACUUCUACAUCCCUAUCAAGAAGGUCGACGAAAACAUGGAGCGUGCACACGCAGUUGACGCUGUUCUGAAGGAGAAGUUCUACUUCCGGCGCAAUCCUUUCCCUAGCCGCCCCUCGAGAGCCAACACCACCUUUGGUGACGACAGUCGACCCGGCUCAGCACAUCCUAGUCGGCCAGCAUCACCUGGAGGCCCAGUGGAGCACGAAUUUGAGGAGAUGACAGUGGAUGAUAUUAUCAACGGCUCAGAGUCGGGAGAAUUCCCCGGCUUGAUCCCCAUUGUCGAGAGCUAUCUUGACAGCGUCAACGUCGAUGUAUCGACUCGAUGCCAUCUGUCUACAUAUCUCGAUCUGAUUUCACGGCGAGCUUCAGGAAAUCUUGACACAACAGCCAGAUGGAUCCGCAACUUCAUUGAUGUGCACCCCAGUUACAAGCAUGACAGCGUCGUCAACGAUGAGAUCAACCAUGAUCUUAUCGGCGCCGUGAUUGCCAUCGGCGAGCGGGAGACGGCCGGCCGUGACUUUGCGGGUCUCGGGAUCCACGGCCUAGAGCGUCUGUUGAACGGCUUCCGUGGAGGAUGCGGCGAUUCAAGCACAGCACCCAACGGAGAGACCAACGAAGCACAGGCGGAUGCCACUAACGGGUCACUGAAGCGCAAGAGCGAGUGGAUUGAAGGCCAGGAGACUGAGUCAUGAGGGGAAGCGUCAUUGAACUUUGGGUCGGCGUUCUUGGUUGCUUUUUUGAGCAUAAUGGAUGUAUCUAGAAAGAGAAGAGCAGGGAUCAACGCUGGUUUCAGGAUAUACUUGCUAUCUUGAAGGGCUAUGCUGAGACACGGCACGGCUGUUACUGAAGACCUUGAGGCAGCCAACUGACGGUGCCACACCAGAAAGAUAUAUAAACAUUGGGUGAUUUUACGGUCGUCCGGGUGAUAUACAUUCUGCGUUCCCAAGACUCGAGGCUCGCCUUACAUGCCCUAAACAAAGUACAUCUUAUACGAGACUGUUCACUUGAACCAAGAAUAGUGAAGUCUCAGUGCUGAAUAGAGUUCAGAACCAAACAUUCAACUAUACCACUCUCCACAAUGGCCCUGACGAUCACAUGACUCCGUCUUAGUCUGCAUAGCACAGUUGACAUGUCAAGUUUGCAUUACGGGAAUUAUCUCGUUGUCUCUCUCG
Molecule: messenger RNA, 3391 nt
Organism: Fusarium odoratissimum NRRL 54006
Lineage: Eukaryota; Fungi; Ascomycota; Sordariomycetes; Hypocreales; Nectriaceae
Product: glutamate-cysteine ligase
Exons: 5
Coding region: 707-2911 (734 amino acids)
Biological process (GO): glutathione biosynthetic process
Cellular component (GO): glutamate-cysteine ligase complex
Molecular function (GO): glutamate-cysteine ligase activity
Source: RefSeq, a predicted model, not a curated record